Molecule: messenger RNA, 1332 nt
Organism: Aureobasidium melanogenum CBS 110374
Lineage: Eukaryota; Fungi; Ascomycota; Dothideomycetes; Dothideales; Saccotheciaceae
Product: TRAUB-domain-containing protein
Exons: 1
Biological process (GO): maturation of SSU-rRNA from tricistronic rRNA transcript (SSU-rRNA, 5.8S rRNA, LSU-rRNA)
Cellular component (GO): nucleolus; nucleus
Source: RefSeq, a predicted model, not a curated record
GACUUUGACCCGGAAGAGGAGCCGCCACAGGACGACAGCGACGACGACGUCUCGGAUAACGACAAUGCCGCCGCAGCAAGAGAACACUACGUCGAUGUCGGCAAGAGCAAGCUACGCAAGCGCGACGUCGUGCCUCUCGGACCCCGAUAUGAAGGAGCCCGCAUCAGCAGAGAUGCUGCCAUUGGAGAAGACGAGGAUGAGGAUGAUCCGUUCAGCAAGGGAUUUGAUGAGGAGGACAGCGAAGACGAGGACGAUGUUGAUGACGCUGCCGAGUUGUCUGCCUCCGAAGGCGAAGAAGACGAUGUCAGCGACGAGGAUGAGGAUAUGCAAGAUGGCGACGAGAGCCCUGCCACCGACAUGAGCGACGAAGACGAUGAAGAGGAGGACGAUGAAGACGACGAGGCUGAAGACAAGUCAGAACUCCGCAAGAUGAUGGCCGAAGAGCAAAAGACCGUGGCAGCCAGCCUGUCCCAAGCAGCAAAGCAAGACGCCGAAAAAGGCCGCGCUGUCAAGACUCAACGCGCGACCUUUGACUCUCUCCUCAACACCCGCAUCAAGCUUCAGAAAGCUCUCAUCGGCACAAACACUCUUACUGGCGUCAUCUCAGACUCGACGCCAACAGAAGACACCGAAGACGCUUUCCGCGCUGCAGAAACCGCUGCUUUCACUCUCUGGUCCACCCUCAACUCCCUCCGCGAAACCCUCGAAUCCAACCGUACAGGCAAUAAACGCAAACAUGCAGAGUACACCUUGGACACACCAACAGAAGACCUCUGGUCCCACAUGCGCAGUCAAGAAUCCUCCGCCACCACCCCUCGCACCUCCAUCCUCGAAAAAUGGAACCAAAAAGCCAGAGGCGCUUCCGCCAUCACUCCCAAAAACAAGUUAACCACCUCGUCAACAAGUCAAAGUAUUGUGGACGUGUUGCAAGAACAAUUACACGGUGAUCGUCUUACCAAACGUGCAAGAACUCCUCGUUCGUGUGCGCCUCUGCAACUUGCUGCUGCUUCAGAGGAGGCAGGGUCUAUCUACGACGACGCAGACUUUUACGGUCUUUUGCUGCAGAGUUUACUCGAACAACGCAGUGCCGAUUCCAUCGCUGCCUCUGCUUCUUCCACCAUUUCCAUCAACAGCGGCUUCCAAAUGCGCAGAGAAGCCAAAACCAAGAAAAAUGUGGAUACCAAGGCGUCGAAAGGCAGAAAGAUGAGGUAUACUGUGCAGGAAAAGCUACAAAACUUUAUGGCGCCUGAGGACCGGUGUACUUGGGCUGAAAGGGCGGCAGACGAGUUGUUUGGAAGUUUGUUUGGUGCUAGGAUGGGGUUGGGUGAGGAU